AUGGUGCAGUACUACGACGUCUUCAGAAAGACUGUAAAGUGGUGGCGCAAGCUAUUCCUGCACCUGUUCAACCUUCUCCUUGUAAACGCUGUCAUUCUCCACCGGAAGUAUGGCAAUAACACGAAGAAGGGUUGUCAUCUCAAAUUCCGGAAGUCCCUAGUCCAUGUCCUACUAGAGGGAGCUGAGAAAAAGACAAGACGAGGAAGGCAGUCCGAACCCUUAGGUCGUUUGACUGGACGUCACUUCCCUGCAUUUAUUCCAGCAAAACAGGGAGCAAAAAGAGCACGACCCCUUAGGAAUUGUGUAGCCUAUAAUGUCAAAGGAGCAGGAGACAACCAUAAAAGGAAACAAACAAGUUAUAUGUGUGUUGACUGUGGUGUUGCUUUAUGUGUACCCGACUGUUUCUCGACAUAUCACACUUACACAAACUACCGACGGGUUCUCAAUCCAAUACCUGAGAACCAAGAUGUCAGUGACACUGACAGCGACGAGUAG
Mizuhopecten yessoensis (Yesso scallop) is the source of this 495-nucleotide messenger RNA. Its product is annotated as piggyBac transposable element-derived protein 4-like. Lineage: Eukaryota; Metazoa; Mollusca; Bivalvia; Pectinida; Pectinidae. The transcript has a single exon. The record is from RefSeq and is a predicted model, not a curated record. Bases 1 to 495 code for a protein of 164 amino acids.